Lactuca saligna is the source of this 972-nucleotide messenger RNA. The record is from the annotation of a GenBank genome assembly. Lineage: Eukaryota; Viridiplantae; Streptophyta; Magnoliopsida; Asterales; Asteraceae.
AUGAAGAUUGUCAAUCCCUCCAUCGAGACGGGUGUUCUACUAGAUCGAUCUAAAGAGGGUUCUUCCAAACGUUCGAGACGUUUAAAGAAGCCUGAGGAAACACCAAUUGCACCAACGAUUGAUGAAGCUCCAAAGGAAGUGGUUCCUUUGAAAAAUGGAGUGUUUAAGCAAAUCAAGAAGAUUGCUCAUAAGUCACGAAGUUCUUCUGACCGAUCUCCAAGUUUUUCUCCAUCCAUGCUUCGUAAGCCACAUGUUACAGGGAAAGGUGUAGUGAUUCGUGAAGUUCUAGUUCAUGUUUCCCUAUCAUCAAAGAAACGCAAAGCUGAAGAUAUGGCCAAACACAUUUCGAAGAAACAGAAAAAGAAACUUCGAAAGCUGGUGAUAAAUGAUGAAUCUACAGAAGAAGAAGUUGCUAAGGAUCCUCCAGUGACAACAUUUCAAGAUACCUCCAAUAUGGAAAUGCUUGUUCUAUCUUCGCAAAUAUCUCAACCAGAACCACUCAUUGUUUCUCUUCCCCUGGUGACAAAUGUCAAAACUUCACAACCUCAAGGUACUCCUAUCAUUGUUUCCUUCCUCUUCGAAACUUCCACCAUUGAUAUUUUAACCAAAUUACCUCCUUUUGUUACCACUUCUCUUGACACAAAUACACCCACUUUCGAUAAUAUUCUCAAUCAACCAAUUACUUCAUUAUUUUCUUCACAAUCUACCGAACCUCCGGUUAAUCAUGAAGAAGCUCAUCCUUCAUUUGAUGAUGAUGAGAAUGUUUUUAGUGGCACUUUUGGAGAUAUUCAAUUUGAUCCAGAAGAGGAGGAGAUUCCAGAAAAUAUGAUACUCACAGGAAAACAAUUCAAAAUCAUGAAUCAGAAGCUUAAUUUGUUAUUACAAAUUCAACCCGAUGGAGGAGGGAAACAUUCGGUGUCCAUUCUGGAAGUUGAUCUUUUGCUCAAAAAGAAAGAAGAUGCAGUUACAUAA